ACUAAUAAUAAUAAAAUUAACCAAAUUUAUGAUAUCAAUAACAACAUUACUGGAAAAAAUACGUCAAUGUUAUUGGCUAUACGCGGGCUCCGGGAGUUUGAACGGGUAUUCAAAGAUGAUCCGGGUUUCAAAAAAUUAUCAAAAAAAUACGGCCGACAAGCCGUACGUUUUGUACUGUGUAUGGGCUGGCGUUGGGCCCGACAUUGUGCCCGAUCGACACUGAUAUGCGGAGCAGCGGGUGAACCCCUGAACUGUAUACGACUGGCCUAUUGUGGGGGUAAAACUACCCGACAUUGUUUGGAUGUGUUUAACACUACCAAUACUGUUAGUACAACUAAUAUCUUGGAUCCGACUAAUUAUAAUCCAUUGGAAGCCAUAUUUUUGUCGGAUAAGGAUAAUCGUACGGUUAUUCAGCGGGCAAUGGAUUCACGAAAUAGACGGGAAAUUUUCAAUCUACUAGUUUUAGCAGCAAUUGGCUAAAU
Messenger RNA from Oppia nitens, 482 nucleotides. RefSeq lists its product as uncharacterized. The transcript has 2 exons. Lineage: Eukaryota; Metazoa; Arthropoda; Arachnida; Sarcoptiformes; Oppiidae. The record is from RefSeq and is a predicted model, not a curated record. Bases 67 to 480 code for a protein of 137 amino acids.